UGAAGAAACGGGUCUAGCUCUCCUACUCUGCUACAAGAAGAAGAAGAAGAAAAAAAAUCUAAAGUAAGGUGUAUAUGAGAUAGAGAAGAUAAAGGGAUCGGAUCUAGCUCUCUUCUUCUUCCACGUCGUCGAUCGAAGAGCUGAAAAGUCAAAAUUAUGGACAAAGGCAAAGCAGUGAUGGGUACUGGUCGGAGAUGGGCCGUGGAUUUCUCCGACCAAUCUACUGUUCCAUCUACCCGCGACAUCCUCGAUCCACCUGGCUUCUCUCGUGCUUCUCCCGAACAGGAUGAUUCAGCAACGAGCCGCCAAAAGAAAGACGCUGAAGCUAAUUGGAAACUUCAGAAAGCAUGGGAAGUAGCGCAGUCUCCAUUUAAGAAUCUGAUGAUGAUGGGGUUCAUGAUGUGGAUGGCUGGCAACACUGUUCAUCUCUUUAGCAUUGGUAUUACUUUCUCUGCUCUUUGGCAGCCUCUCAGCGCCCUACAGAGUGUUGGCAAGAUUUUUGAGCCAUUCAAGGAUAACAAGGUGGAACUACUUAUGCCCAAACUAGUGUUUCUUGCCCUUAACCUUGGAGGCUUAGCUUUGGGUAUCUGGAAGCUCAACACUUUGGGGCUUCUUCCAACACAUGCAUCAGACUGGGUCUCAUCUCUACCGCCUCCUCAGGAGGUUGAACACUCAGGUGGAGGAUUUGUUUUCCACUGAUAAGCAAGUCUCUGUCUCUGUCUUGUAUUUUAAAUAAUCCGCCAAAACUGGGAUGAUGAUGAAGACAUUUUUGUGAGAUAACCGCCAGAGCAACUUAAACUGAUUUGUUUAAACCUGUCAUGAGGGGAAGAUUUAUAUGAACCUUCUUGUAGCUUUUUCAAAAACAUUCAGAAACCAUUUAGCUUCUUUCUUUCACUUUUUAAGUAUGAUGUUCAUUAUUCAUCAUUACUGUGAACUGUAUUAUUGACGCUGAAGGGACCUAGUUCUCCCA
Raphanus sativus (radish) is the source of this 970-nucleotide messenger RNA. RefSeq lists its product as uncharacterized. NCBI's taxonomy places the organism in Eukaryota, Viridiplantae, Streptophyta, Magnoliopsida, Brassicales, Brassicaceae. Gene Ontology annotation, biological process: protein folding in endoplasmic reticulum. Gene Ontology annotation, cellular component: EMC complex. Bases 157 to 699 code for a protein of 180 amino acids. The transcript has 6 exons. The record is from RefSeq and is a predicted model, not a curated record.